Messenger RNA from Epinephelus fuscoguttatus (brown-marbled grouper), 1722 nucleotides. RefSeq lists its product as uncharacterized. The transcript is spliced from 9 exons. The record is from RefSeq and is a predicted model, not a curated record. Gene Ontology annotation, molecular function: microtubule binding. Gene Ontology annotation, biological process: microtubule cytoskeleton organization. The coding region runs from base 1 to 1722 and encodes 573 amino acids. NCBI's taxonomy places the organism in Eukaryota, Metazoa, Chordata, Actinopteri, Perciformes, Serranidae. Gene Ontology annotation, cellular component: cilium; cytoplasmic microtubule.
AUGGACAAGCGUCAGGUGGAACGAGAGAGCUGGAUAACGGUGAAGGCCCAGACAGCCUUGAUGUUUUACAGCCACGAGGGACAGCAGCACCUCCUGAACCUCAUCAGCAUGCCACAAACUGGGAGCCACAGUAGACAUCAAAAUCCUGAUGGCUCGACCAGUGAGUCCAGCAUCCUGGACUCCCAGAGGGCAGGGAGGGCUACGUUAGUUCGCCAGGCAGAAAACCUGUGCACUGCGACAAAAGCCCGAAAUGACACUGUUCUGGGGAGUCUGGGACUCCCCAUUCAGGACGUCACCCUGCCUUCACCUCAACCACCACCUUUCCCAAAAAGAAGUAUCAGAUCCCCCCAACGAAGAAGGAGGAUCGCCCCUCUUUCAGAUGUUCCUCGUUUCAACACUGAGGUAAUCGACAGACACCAGAGCCCUGGAAGUCUUGAUGAGGAGAACGACUCCUUCUGGGAGAAGGUGCUUCUUGGCAGCCAGAUGGCUGCCCUCACAUGUAAGGAGGCUCAAAUGGCAGACCAAGACCAGAGCUCAACCUCCUCCCUCAGCUCGGUUGAUUGCCAAACACCCAGUGAGCUGGGGGCCAUUGCUCUGAUUGAGGAACCAACAACUCCUCCUCCUCCUCCUCCUCCUCCUCCUCCUCCUCGAGCAGUCACACUGUUCAGGAGAAGAAUGUCUCGUCUGCCUGUGCUUUCAGCCAAACACAGUGGAGCAGAGAAAGAGGUAGCCGAUGGAUGUAGGCUACAAUCGGCUAAAGGGAAAGUCGAGGCUUUUGUGGAGAGAUUGAAAUGCCUCCAGCUCGCCUCCAUCCCUUCACCUCGACCUCCAGCAGCUCCAAAGACGACCCCUGCAGCGACGCCUUUGGCUCCCACCCCUCCAAGAGUUCCCCAGGCCCGGAAACGAGGGACUCGACCCGGGGUGGCCCUGUGUCCCGCAAAAGCCGUCAGCGUGGCAGGCAAGGACACAACCAUCGACUGCAGCCCUAACGCUGCAAAGGAUAAAAAGGUCAAGAAGACGGAGCUACAGCCGUUGACCGACCCUGUGCAGAGCCUGUCGGCCUGUUUCAAGCUGCUCUCCCUAGAUGACUGGGAGAAGAAAAUCGACGGCUUGAAAAUCAUUCAGGCUCUUGCACAGCACCACCCAGACACACUGAGGACAAAAGUGCAUGAAGUGUGUCUGGUUCUCAUCGAGGAGGUGAACAACUUACGCUCAGCCGUUGCCUGUGAAGCAAUGGACACCUUGGCAGAGCUGUACGUUCACCUCCGAAAGGCCAUGGACCCAGAGGCAGAGGGAACAGGCCGAGCCUUGCUGCUGAAACUGGCACAGACAACGAGUGCCUUCAUUCACCAGCAGGCUAAUCUUGCUCUCGAUGCCCUGGUAGACAACUGCAGCCAUGGUCGCAUUGUGAGCGCUCUUUUGAACGCAGGCCUGAGCCACCGAUGUGCUGCUGUCAGAGGCAGCAUGGCUCAACAUCUGCACCAGCUGGCUGACAGCAUGGGAGCAGCUCGCAUCUUGACAGCAGGAAGGACAGUCACAGAGCGCUUCCUUCUUGCUGUCUCCAAGAUGUGUAUCGAUUGUGCACCAGAAGUGAGGCACCACGGACAGAUAGUACUCUUAAAAUUGGCUGACCACAAGGACUUCAUCAAAUUGUGGACAAAGAUCGUUCCAGUAAACGAAAGACCAUCACUGGACAAGAUCUUAAAGAAGGCCAAGAAAUAG